Vitrella brassicaformis is the source of this 1752-nucleotide messenger RNA. The record is from the annotation of a GenBank genome assembly. Lineage: Eukaryota; Vitrellaceae.
AUGGGGGCAAUCAGUGGUGUGGCUGCUCUGGGGCUGGCCAUCGUUGGUACGAGGAAACCUUUCCAUGGGCCAUGGGCGAGGCGUGCUGCAUGAUCUGUUUGUCUGUCUGCCUCGUGUAGGUGCGUUUUCGUCUCCCGUGGUGCAGCUGAUCUAUUUGGCCAUCGUGGCGAUCAUCGUCAGCGUCAUCGCCUUCGCCCUACUCAGCUCGGCCCAGGCGGUGUCCAACCUUUACGUCUUCUUGUCUGGUCAGAGAGAAAGAGGAGACACAAGAUACGAGAAACGAGACACAAUACUGGCUGCGUCUGCUUUGUCUCGUUAGUGGCGCUGUAUCUCCAAAUUCCUGGAGCCGUAGGCCUCUGGUACACAGCGCGGCCCUCGUGCGUCCCGAACGGACCUACCUUCGACUUCACCUACUACCAGACAGUCUCGCAACUGGUGGGGGCGCUGGCGUCAGCAUUGGCGCUCAUCAUCUUCCAGACAAUCACCACAGAAUGGCGCCUCCGGUCGGCGUUUUGGAUUAGGAGAUCAGUGCGCAUCAUGGUGUCGUGUGUGGAUCUGAUCAUCAUUGAGCACGUCAACCUGAAGAUCGGCCUGCCCGGCAGGGCUGCAUUCAUCCUGUGAGCCAAACGAGGGAUAGAGACAUGUAUGUGCGGCCUCCAUAUGGACUGCCUCAUCUGGUUGGCAGACGUGAUGCGAUGGUGCUGAACUCGACCCAAAUGCUCAAAUGCUGGAUCUUGGUGCCGGCUAUCCAGCCCCUCUCCAGACUCACAUCGCCGCUCGCGUAAGCACACUGGCAGAAGGAAGAGCGCCACGCGCAGAUGAUGUCUCUCUUUCCUUUGUCGGCAGAGAGGAAGGAAAAUGCAUUCCUUCAUGAAUAGCUGUGGCAUGAAGGUCCCGGGACUUUGGUGUUUGGCUGAUCGAGGCCUCCAGCAUCCAGACGGGCAAUGAGGCCGACAGCACAUGCAACUUCCGCAAUCUCACCUAUCUAGUGCUGGUGGCCCACAUCAUUCUGCCUGAAAGCGCCAUCUCAGUGGUGUUCAUUCUGAUACCUGACAUGCCAUUUCAGCCCCGACUCAGCCACCGCACAGCCGGAGUCGGCCACUGCUGUCGACCCAAACUGGAUUGACUCCAUUGUCUGACCGGCCUUCUCGGAUGUCUCUCUAUACAAAUCAGGGAGGGCUGCCCUUCGCGGCUGGAUCGUCCUAAGUACGGCCUGUUUGAGAAUGUGUGUGUUCGCAUGACGGGCUGGCGGGAAGGCUCACAGUUGACACUCACGACAUACACGCAUGCCUGUCUACCUGCCUCCCCGGCCCGUGUGUGUCUCGUGUCUGCCACACCCUUUGUGUCGUAUCGCUGCAUGUCUGUUUCACUACCCUUCUUUGUCGUGUAUUCAUCGGCAGUGCGGUCAGAAAGCUUCAGUUCAGCUGGUGGCGUCCAUGUAUGCACAUGUAUCAUCUUCAGGGGUGGUCGUCGGUUCAUACUUGAUACACACCAGGGGAGCCGGUCUAAGAGCGGCUGCCUCUCUGAUGUAUGCCUCUGAGUUUGAUGGGGAUGUACAUGAGACUCAGAGGCAGACUAAUGCGCGAUAUACAGGGUUAUUUGUCCAUUGCUGCGGCAGCUAUAUCAAUCAUGUUUGCUUCUGUGCAGCUGGUGGCGUCAAUGCAAUGAGUGUUGUGUGCCGUGUCGUUCAUGCCGUGUAUGCACUUUCGAAGGUGAGAGCAGGCAUCCAUCCACCGAUAUGCAGACUAAGUG